AUGUCCGUCAACCUCACAGAGGGCAGCCCCACUUCCAACGGGACCACGCAGAUGCUGGAUUCUUCCCCAGCAGCUUGCACUGAUGUGGUGGAGGGAGAGGAAUGGGGCUCCUUCUACUACUCCUUUAAGACUGAACAGCUAAUAACUCUGUGGGUCCUCUUCAUUUUCACCAUUGUUGGAAACUCCGUUGUGCUGUUCUCCACGUGCAGGCGGAAGAGGAAGUCGAGAAUGACCUUCUUUGUGACUCAACUGGCCAUCACAGACUCUCUCACCGGACUGAUCAGCAUCUUGACAGAUAUUAUCUGGCGAUUCACGGGAGACUUCGUGGCACCUGACCUGGUCUGCCGGGUGGUCCGCUACUUGCAGGUCGUGCUGCUCUAUGCCUCUACCUACGUCCUCGUGUCCCUCAGCAUAGACAGAUACCAUGCCAUCGUCUACCCCAUGAAGUUCCUGCAAGGAGAAAAGCAAGCCAAGGUCCUGAUCGUGGUCGCCUGGAGCCUCUCUUUCCUGUUCUCCAUUCCCACCCUGAUCAUAUUUGGGAAAAGGACGCUCUCCAACGGCGAAGUGCAGUGCUGGGCCCUGUGGCCUGACGACUCCUACUGGACCCCGUACAUGACGAUCGUGGCUUUCCUGGUGUACUUCAUCCCUCUGACAAUCAUCAGUGUCAUCUAUGGCAUUGUGAUUCGAACUAUUUGGAUGAAGAGCAAAGCCCACGAGGCAGUGAUUUCCAACUGCUCAGAUGGGAAACUGUGCACCAGCUUCAACCGAGGGCUCAUCUCAAGGGCAAAACUCAAGGCCAUCAAGUAUAGCGUUGUCAUCAUUCUUGCCUUCAUCUGCUGUUGGAGUCCAUACUUCCUCUUUGACAUUUUGGACAAUUUCAACCUCCUUCCAGACACCAAGGAGCGCUUCUAUGCCUCUGUGAUCAUUCAGAACCUGCCAGCAUUAAACAGCGCCAUCAAUCCCCUCGUCUACUGCGUCUUCAGUGGCUCUAUCUGUUUCCCCUGCAAGGAGCGAAGAUCACAGGAUUCCAGGAUGACAUUCCGGGAGAGAACCGAGAGGCACGAGAUGCAGAUCCUGUCCAGGCCAGAAUUCAUCUAA
Molecule: messenger RNA, 1098 nt
Organism: Cynocephalus volans (Philippine flying lemur)
Lineage: Eukaryota; Metazoa; Chordata; Mammalia; Dermoptera; Cynocephalidae
Gene: NPSR1
Product: neuropeptide S receptor 1
Exons: 9
Coding region: 1-1098 (365 amino acids)
Biological process (GO): positive regulation of release of sequestered calcium ion into cytosol; neuropeptide signaling pathway
Cellular component (GO): plasma membrane; cytoplasm
Molecular function (GO): vasopressin receptor activity; neuropeptide receptor activity
Source: RefSeq, a predicted model, not a curated record